AUGGCUACUGGCCACCGCCUCCUGCUAGAGAAUGCGCGGCAAGUGGUGCUGGUGUGCGCCCGUGGCGAGCGCUUCCUGACCGGGCCCGAGCUGCGCAGCCUGGCCGUGCUGGAGGGUGCCAGCCUGGUGGUGGGCUCGGAUGGGUUUAUAAAAGCUAUUGGCCCUGCGGACGUUAUCCAAAGACAGUUUUCCAGAGAAACUUUUGAAGAAAGAAUUGACUGCUCUGGGAAAUGCGUCUUACCAGGAUUGGUGGACGCGCACACACAUCCCGUGUGGGCAGGCGAAAGGGUCCAUGAGUUUGCCAUGAAGUUGGCAGGAGCCACUUACAUGGACAUUCACCAGGCCGGAGGAGGGAUCAACUUCACAGUGGAGCACACUCGCCAGGCCUCCGAGGAGGAACUCUUCUGCUCCUUCCGGCAGCGACUACAGUGCAUGAUGAGGGCCGGCACCACGCUGGUGGAGUGCAAGAGCGGAUAUGGCCUCAACCUGGAGACGGAGCUCAAGAUGCUGCGCGUAAUCGAGCGCGCCCGGCGGGAGCUGCCCCUGUGCCUUUCUGCCACUUACUGCGGGGCUCACUCAGUCCCCAAAGGGAAAACUGCCAUUGAGGCCACCGAUGACAUCAUCAAUAACCACCUGCCAAGGCUGAAGGAACUCAGCAGAAACGGGGACCUACACAUUGACAACAUAGACGUGUUCUGUGAGAAGGGUGUCUUUGAUCUGGAUACCACCCGAAGGAUUCUUGAGGGUGGAAAAAAGAUGGGGUUACAGAUCAACUUCCACGGGGAUGAACUCCACCCGAUGAAGGCCGCGGAGCUUGGGGCUGAACUAGGAGCACAGGCGAUCAGUCACCUGGAGGAAGUAAGUGACAAAGGCAUCGCUGCCAUGGCUGCGGCUAAGUGUUCCGCUGUCCUUCUGCCCACCACGGCCUACAUGCUGAGGUUGAAGCAGCCUCGAGCCAGGAAGAUGCUCGAGGAGGGAGUCAUAGUUGCCCUGGGCAGCGAUUUCAACCCCAAUGCCUACUGCUUCUCAAUGCCUAUGGUCAUGCACCUGGCCUGUGUGAACAUGAGAAUGUCCAUGCCCGAGGCCUUGGCCGCUGCCACCAUCAACGCAGCUUACGCGCUGGGGAAGUCUCACACACAUGGAUCUUUGGAAGUUGGCAAGCAGGGGGAUGUCAUCAUCAUCAAUGCAUCCAGAUGGGAACAUUUGAUUUACCAGUUCGGAGGCCAUCACGAAUUAAUUGACUAUGUUAUAGCUAAAGGAAAAGUCAUCUACAAAAAGUGA
Molecule: messenger RNA, 1281 nt
Organism: Chionomys nivalis (European snow vole)
Lineage: Eukaryota; Metazoa; Chordata; Mammalia; Rodentia; Cricetidae
Gene: Amdhd1
Product: amidohydrolase domain containing 1
Exons: 9
Coding region: 1-1281 (426 amino acids)
Cellular component (GO): cytoplasm
Molecular function (GO): imidazolonepropionase activity
Source: RefSeq, a predicted model, not a curated record